Messenger RNA from Choloepus didactylus (southern two-toed sloth), 5754 nucleotides. RefSeq names its product WASH complex subunit 4 (gene WASHC4). Gene Ontology annotation, biological process: endosome organization; endosomal transport. The record is from RefSeq and is a predicted model, not a curated record. Lineage: Eukaryota; Metazoa; Chordata; Mammalia; Pilosa; Megalonychidae. Gene Ontology annotation, cellular component: endosome; WASH complex.
CACGUGCUAUGACAGCGGCCGGGGUGAGGCCGCUGUAGCCACCUGGGCUGUUUGGGGCUGUUUGUGGGAGGCGCCGGGGUGAUGGCGGUGGAGACUCUGUCGCCCGACUGGGAGUUCGACCGCGUUGACGACGGCUCACAGAAAAUUCAUGCUGAAGUCCAACUUAAGAAUUAUGGGAAAUUUCUUGAGGAGUAUACAUCUCAAUUGAGAAGAAUUGAAGAUGCCCUGGAUGACUCAAUUGGAGAUGUUUGGGAUUUCAAUCUUGAUCCAAUAGCAUUAAAGCUUAUACCUUAUGAGCAGUCAUCCCUCUUGGAACUCAUAAAGACUGAAAACAAGGUCUUAAACAAAGUUAUCACUGUUUAUGCUGCCCUUUGCUGUGAAAUCAAGAAAUUAAAAUAUGAGGCCGAAACUAAAUUUUAUAAUGGUCUCUUGUUUUAUGGAGAAGGAGCUACAGACUCCAGCAUGGUGGAAGGUGAUAGCCAAAUUCAAAUGGGGAGAUUUAUUUCAUUCUUACAGGAACUGUCUUGUUUUGUUACGAGGUGCUAUGAAGUGGUGAUGAAUGUAGUCCAUCAGUUGGCUGCCCUCUAUAUCAGUAACAAGAUUGCACCCAAAAUUAUAGAGACAACUGGAGUUCAUUUUCAGACUAUGUAUGAGCACUUGGGAGAGCUGCUAACAGUUUUGCUCACCCUGGAUGAAAUUAUUGAUAAUCAUAUCACACUGAAAGACCACUGGACUAUGUACAAAAGGUUACUGAAAUCUGUCCAUCACAAUCCUUCAAAAUUUGGGAUUCAGGAAGAAAAACUAAAGCCAUUUGAAAAGUUCUUGCUGAAGCUAGAAGGGCAAUUAUUUGAUGGAAUGAUAUUCCAGUCCUGUAUAGAACAGCAGUUUGAUUCUCUCAAUGGAGGAGUAUCUGUUUCAAAAAAUAGCACUUUUGCUGAAGAAUUUGCACAUAGUAUUCGCUCAAUUUUUGCAAAUGUAGAAGCCAAACUUGGAGAACCUUCUGAAAUUGACCAGAGAGACAAGUACGUUGGAAUUUGUGGACUCUUUGUAUUGCACUUUCAGAUUUUUCGAACUGUUGAUAAAAAGUUUUAUAAAUCUUUAUUGGACAUUUGUAAGAAGGUACCAGCCAUCACUCUAACUGCUAAUAUUAUUUGGUUUCCUGAUAAUUUUCUGAUCCAGAAAAUGCCAGCAGCUGCCAAACUUCUAGACAGAAAAAGUCUUCAAGCCAUUAAAAUGCACAGGGAUACUUUCCUGCAGCAGAAAGCUCAGUCACUUACAAAAGAUGUACAGUCUUACUACGUUUUUGUGAGCUCGUGGAUGAUGAAAAUGGAAUCUAUUUUAUCUAAAGAACAGAGGAUGGAUAAAUUUGCUGAAGACCUCAUCAAUAGAUGUAAUAUUUUUAUACAGGGCUUCUUAUAUGCAUACAGUAUUAGUACCAUUAUUAAAACCACAAUGAAUCUCUACAUGUCCAUGCAAAAGCCAAUGACCAAAACCUCAGUUAAGGCAUUAUGCAGGCUUGUUGAACUUCUCAAGGCGAUAGAGCAUAUGUUCUACAGGAGGAGCAUGGUUGUGGCUGAUUCAGUUUCACAUAUAACACAGCACCUUCAACAUCAGGCUCUUAAUUCUAUUUCUGUAGCUAAGAAAAGAGUAAUUUCUGACAAAAAAUACAGCGAACAGCGUCUUGAUGUACUCUCUGCUCUAGUUUUGGCUGAAAAUACUCUAAAUGGACCAAGCACAAAGCAACGACGACUUAUUAUCUCUUUGGCACUAAGUGUUGGCACACAGAUGAAAACAUUUAAAGAUGAAGAAGUCUUUCCACUUCAAGUAGUCAUGAAAAAACUGGAUCUUAUCAGUGAACUUAGAGAACGCAUCCAGACACAAUGUGACUGUUGUUUUUUAUACUGGCAUCGAGCUAUCUUCCCAAUUUAUUUAGAUGAUGUUUAUGAAAAUGCUGUUGAUGCAGCCAGAUUACAUUACAUGUUCAGUGCUUUACGUGACUGCGUACCUGCUAUGAUGCAUGCAAGGCAUUUAGAAUCCUAUGAAAUACUUCUCGAUUGCUAUGACAAGGAAAUUAUGGAAAUUUUAAAUGAGGGGCAUCUGCUGGACAAGUUGUAAGAAAUAGAGAAAGAUCUGCCUUCUGUGCAUACUCAUUUAAAGCUGGAUGACCGAAAUCCUUUCAAAGUUGGCAUGAAAGAUCUGGCUCUUUUUUUCUCUCUGAACCCAAUUCUUUUCAAUCGUUUCAUUGACAUUCGAGCAUAUGUAACUCACUACCUAGACAAAACUUUCUACAAUCUAACAACAGUUGCUCUUCAUGACUGGGCCACUUAUAGUGAAAUGAGAAAUUUAGCUACCCAGCGUUAUGGAUUGGUUAUGACAGAGGCACAUCUUCCUAGUCAGACUUUGGAACAGGGUCUGGAUGUUUUGGAAAUUAUGAGAAACAUUCAUAUAUUUGUGUCUCGAUACCUCUAUAAUCUCAACAAUCAGAUUUUUAUUGAAAGAACAAGCAAUAACAAACAUUUGAAUACUAUUUAAUAUCGGCACAUUGCUAAUUCAAUUCGAACACAUGGCACAGGAAUCAUGAAUACAACAGUUAAUUUCACCUACCAGUUUUUGAAAAAGAAGUUCUAUAUAUUUAGCCAAUUUAUGUAUGACGAACAUAUCAAAUCCAGAUUGAUUAAAGAUAUUCGAUUUUUCAGGGAAAUCAAGGACCAAAAUGAUCAUAAGUAUCCUUUUGAAAGAGCAGAAAAAUUCAAUCGAGGCAUCAGAAAACUCGGAAUAACACCAGAGGGACAGAGCUACCUUGAUCAAUUCAGGCAACUCAUCAGCCAAAUUGGUAAUGCUAUGGGCUAUGUACGAAUGAUAAGAUCUGGUGGUCUUCAUUGUAGCAGCAAUGCCAUUAGAUUUGUCCCUGAUCUUGAAGAUAUUGUAAAUUUUGAAGAACUAGUAAAAGAAGAAGGUCUUGCAGAAGAAACAUUAAAAGCAGCAAGGCAUUUGGAUUCAGUCCUUAGUGAUCACACACGAAAUUCUGCCGAAGGCACAGAAUAUUUCAAAAUGCUUGUGGAUGUUUUUGCACCAGAAUUUCGAAGGCCAAAGAAUAUACAUCUCCGAAAUUUCUAUAUCAUUGUUCCCCCUCUGACCCUCAACUUUGUAGAACAUUCCAUUAGUUGCAAGGAGAAAUUGAAUAAAAAAAAUAAAAUUGGAGCUGCUUUUACUGACGAUGGUUUUGCCAUGGGUGUGGCUUACAUUCUAAAACUUCUGGAUCAGUACCAGGAGUUUGAUUCACUUCACUGGUUCCAGUCUGUUAGAGAGAAGUACCUGAAGGAGAUAAGAGCAGUUGCUAAGCAACAGAAUGUGCAGUCAACUAGUCAAGAUGAAAAACUACUACAAACCAUGAAUCUCACGCAGAAGCGACUGGAUGUCUAUCUACAGGAAUUUGAAUUGCUCUAUUUCUCACUGAGCAGUGCAAGAAUUUUCUUCAGAGCAGACAAGACUGCAGCUGAAGAAAACCAGGAAAAGAAAGAAAAGGAAGAAGACACUAAAGCAAGCAAUGGAGACCUGUCCGACAGUGCUGUGUCUGCUGAUCCUGUUGUGAAAUGAUAUUGAUGGUAUGCAUUGCCCAUGUGAAAUCAUCAAAAUUGUGUUAAUACUGUUGCCAGUGACAUGGAGGUUUAUAAGCUAUUGAUAAAUUAUUUCCUGGGUCACAUCUCUGGAAAAUAUUUAGAUAUUGCAACUCUUUAUGGCAGUGCUCUAAAGUUAAGUCUGUUCUUAUUCCAAAGACUACUUUCCAAAGGUUGAGAAUGAGAUUGGAAAAUAGGAUUUUUCCUGGACUUUACUUGAUUUGAAGUUACAGAAGGGCAAAUCCAAAUUCCUAAACUGCCACCUCAGAUCUCUUAUAAUCUAUGUUAGCAUUUAUAAAUUGUAUUUGCAUAGGUGUUUCAUCCAUAUUUGUGUGAAGUCAUUGGAAAUUCAAUGCAUAUAGUAUGUAUAGCCAGUAAAUACAUGUUUCAAAAAAAGGAAUUCAGCCUCAAAUUUAUGAAGCAUACAUAUUAUUAUAAAAGAAAUCUAUGAAGAUGGCUUUGAUACUAGAGAUGAGGCAUAAAUGUGUUAUGCGCUCUUUAUGUACCAUAAAAACUGAUGAUUAUUCAUUCAUUGUUAAUUUCUUGUGACUCACAAGAGCUGCUGCUGUCUUUGGGUGAGACGUUUUAUAACUAGUUUACAUGCUUUGAGAACAUUUAAUCUUCAACAACUGCUUUAAGAUUUAUUUAAUACUCAAGAUGAAAGAAAAUUCAGAUAAUGCCACAGAAUCCUGCUUGAAGCUUCAGUUUUGGUUGAAGGCAUUAUGAUUGAUAAUCCAAGAGUAUCAAAUGAAUUCUUAUUUCUAACAUUAAGUUUGAAUUGAAAUCUUGGUUUGGGCAGACUUUUUUUCUUUAAAAAUUACAAGUAUAAUCUAAGACAUCAGAUUAAAUAAUAAUUGCACUGUGCAGGCUUUUAAAAAACCAACACUGUGAGAAUAAAGUUCUAGUAAUGAAAUCUUUUACUGAUUUAAAAAGUGCAGGAAGAUUUUGAGUAAAUUAAGUUUCUGGCAAGCUACUAGCUUUAUUUUUGUCAAAGUUAUGCAAGUUGGUAGUUAAAAGGGCUACACAUGGCCUGUAUUCUUUUAAUAAAAUAAAAUAUUACUUUUACAAUGAAACAAAAAAAAAAGUUUAAAACUUUAAAUAUAAUACCAAUAUCCUUUUGGGAAAUGUUUGAUUUUUUUUCAUUGCACUUGUCUGCUCAGCAUUUCUUUGGUAAAUCUUAGAAGUAAUUCUAACGUUCUUUGAUUUCCAGUUUUUAGAAUGGGUGUCCAGUGCUCUGUCUGUAUUCAUUGGUUACAGUCAGGGUAACUUUCCCAGCCCAAGGUAAACACUUUCAUGGUCGGAAAUGUUUUUUUUUGUUUAUAUGAACAUGAUGUACAGAAUUAUGGAUAAUAGAUUAAAGGCAUUUAAUAUUCAUAAUUCAUACUAACUGUAGAAAUGGCCCUAAAGCAUGCUGCAUAAUUAAUAAUUUAUAUUUUCAAACUUUUCAUUGUAAAUGGUUUUAAUGAUCGUGUAUUUGAUUAUAUCAAAUUAGUCAGCAUUUCAUAGCAACAGAAUUUUUUUCCUUUCUACUCUAAAAUCUCCUCCUUUAAUUGAUAGAAGUUGUAAUUAGAAGAGAAUCAAAUAUCGCUUCAUUGUCCCCACACACGUAAAUUAAUUUUUAAUUAAUACUAGAUAAAGUUCAUAAACUUACUUCCUGCAUACCUACAAUUGAGAAGAAAAUUACAGAUUAUUAUUUUGCCUUUAGUUAAAAAAUAAUGUCACUGCAGCCUGGACAAAUUACAAUAAAGUCACAUAUUUGAAAUAAAAUCUCUGAAAAGAUUUAAGCAUAUUUAAGUGGUAUUAAACUCCAGAGCUACAGAGCUUGAGUGUAUUCACACUUAUGUUAAUAUAUACAUUUGGAUAAUGCUAUUCCUUGCUAACAUAUUGGUGUUAGUUUUUUUUAUUGUUUCCAGAUAUACUAGAAUUUAAAAAUUAAUGUGAGUAUUUGUUAAAUUCACAGAAAACCUAGUGAUGUUCAAAUUCUCAGGAAUUAAGGACUAACCAUAAUAUUGUCAGUUCUAAUUAGAUUUUGUAAAAGAUGGCAAGUUUGUUACCUGUCUUGUGUGCCCCCUUAUCCCCUUUCUAAGAAUAGAAUGCAAUAUGUAUAAACAUCAAUAAAUGUAAUUUCAGAAAUGUU